Messenger RNA from Cheilinus undulatus (humphead wrasse), 3916 nucleotides. RefSeq names its product ring finger protein 215 (gene rnf215). The record is from RefSeq and is a predicted model, not a curated record. Gene Ontology annotation, molecular function: ubiquitin protein ligase activity. Lineage: Eukaryota; Metazoa; Chordata; Actinopteri; Labriformes; Labridae. The transcript is spliced from 10 exons. Gene Ontology annotation, biological process: ubiquitin-dependent protein catabolic process. The coding region runs from base 143 to 1237 and encodes 364 amino acids.
UCUUGUUUACAUUCUUUGACGGGUCCAGCUAGCUGGCGAACAUAAACGCUAGCAGUUCUUUAAAAAUGACGGGUAAUAGUUGAUUAAUUGUGUGUAUUUAUAACCGCUUUCUUCCGUAUAACCAUCGGUUGUCUUGCGGAUCAUGGGUUUAGCUCAAAGUGGGUGUUGUCGGUGGGUAACAUUAGUGCUCCUCCUUCUGCUGCGGUGUCCGGGGCUGCUGGUCGCCGCGGAGCAGGUCGCUGUGGUGGAGGUAUUCCUGGAGCAGCAGUCCGGGGUCAGCGCUUUGCUCGAGGGGGAGGUGGUAGAGUCCAGCGGGGGUAGCAGGAGCUCUGAGCACCGGGAUGAGGACCAAGAGGAGCUGGAGGGAGAGCUGGUUCUGGUCCAGGAUGAGGAGAUGCAGGUGAGUGGAGGAAAAGAUGAGGAUGACACCAAAGAGCCUGAGCCAUGGAUAGGGUUGGUACCUGUGAAGAUGGAUGACAGCAAAGCAUCCACAGGAAACCAAGAGUCCUUUGCUGAUGCGAUGGUCAAUAAAAUGAAGCGAGCCUUGGUCCUUGGCGCUUCUGCUCUCAUCAUUCUGGCUCUCAACCAAAAUACAGUCAGUGAGAUGGAUUUGUCUCAGGUGCUGUCUAAGCCCAUCAUUGUGAUCCAGACUUCUGAAAAUGUCACAAAGCUGAUCGGAGCUCUGCUCAGAGGUCUUCAAGCGACAGCAAAAAUCACCUACAAGACCAUCCUGCAGGACAACCUGGGAGCAACGCUCACGCUGUGGUCCAGCUGCGGGCGAUCGAGAGGAGGACGCUACGGAGAGUGGCAGGGGGUCAUCUGCACAGGGGAGACCAACUCCCAGGUCCAGAAGUACCUGCAGCAGCUGUGGGACACAGUCCUUCUGGUAGCUCUGAUCCUCAGCACCGGAGUCAUCGUUCAAGCUCGCUGGCAGUACCAGGACCAGCAGCUCCACGACGAUUUACAGCUCCUCCCUAAACAGGAUAUCCUAAAGAGAAUGUCAUCUUUAAAGACUAAAACUUACCAUCAGCCUAAACGGUGGUGUGACCCAACUCAGCCGGCAGAGACUGAUAACUGUGCAGUGUGUCUGGAGCCGUUUAACAACAACCAGUGUCUGCGAGUGCUGCCGUGUCUACAUGAGUACCACAGAGAGUGUGUGGACCCCUGGCUGCUGCUGCAGCACACCUGCCCUCUGUGCAAACGCAGCAUCCUCAGCAGCAUCUGCAAAGACAGUUAACGAUCACCCAACCAAGGACUAAUCGCAGCAGCAACAACAGCUCUGGUCUCAUCUCCUCCUUGGUGUCACUCCAGUAGCCUUUUUUAACUGACCUCAGCAAUGGACUCUGGGAGCAAAUACAAACUUCUCAGCUGCUGCUUUGUUUGGAUCGUGGAUCAGUGAGUCUGGUUUUGGUGUCUGACCGCCGGUUACAGACACUCAGUGGUAGUAUAAAAUACAUGACAAUAAAGUACUAUAGUGGUACUGUUGUGUGUGAACAGUACUUCUCCCUGGGAUCAUGUUACUGUAGUAAUGUAGAUGUAUGUGUUCGUCUGGUUGAUUUACAGCGGUGAAGAUGUGACUUAUGAGGGUGUUUGUGCUCAAUGUGACUCCUCAAACAAAACCUUGAGUUCUGAGUUUGUAUAGACAGCAGAGCUACAACAGGUUUGGCUUUAAUUGGUUCUCUUUAGUAACCCUGACUCAGGGUUAUUGACUCAGUGAUUCAGUAUUUGCAUCAGUUGCUUGUGCAUGUACAUUUAAAGCUUUAUGGUUUUUAACAUGGUAGAUGAAGAUGCCAGUUUAAAUGUCACUUUAGGUCCAAAUGAUGUCAAAAACUCAAAGUGGACUAACAGAGUUAAAACAUAACUGAUCUGGUGUCCAGCUCGUACUUUACUACUUUAUUUCAAUCGUUACAGGCUGUGGUUGUCCAGAAGUAAGUAAGCUAAAACCAGAGCAGUUGGUGAAGCAGUGUUUGCACUCGUCUUUGGUAUGCCUUAUGACUAAACUAGAGUGACAAAAAGACGACAAAAACUCCGUGAUUUACACUUGAAACUUGAACCAUAUAUGUUACAGUUAAAGUAGCAGUUGUACUUGCAUUGUAAUCAAUCCAGUUGUUUAACAGGUAGACUGGUUUAACAUCUAUGUAUAACCUGUUGCCAAAGCUCAGUUUGAUUCUUACCUUUUCUUUUCAUGUUUUUAGCUGUAUUCUUCCAUUUGUGAAAACCCUGAACUAGCUAGCAAAGAGAGAGAAGCAGGGAAGUAGACAGUCUGGAGAAUGUUAUGUUGGAGGGCUUCAUUCAGAAUGUUAAGGCCUCAUCAUAGACCCCCCUGUGUGUGCAAUGCCCUAGGCCAGUGGUUACCAACCUUUUUUCCUUAUUCUGCCCCUACUCAUGUUUAAGUAAUACCCAUUUAGGAAGACUGAACAUCAGUUUUAAAUGUUUUCAUUGAGACUAAUCCAAAAUAAUAGGCCUAUGCUCACUUGUUCUUGACAAAAGAUCUAUGUAUAAACUUGCCAUUAUCGUGACACAGUACUAGGGUCACUUAAGAAUAAAUAAAGAGGAUCUGGUGAUUUUUAGGAAAUAAAAAUUCUCAAGUUUUAAGUAUUAAUUUUUGUGUUUUUUUUUUACCUAAAAUGAAGUAAAAUUAUAUGAACCAAAACUUAUUUUUUUAAUUAUAAAGUUGAAAAGCUAAAAGUCAAACCACUGUUUUCCAUUUGGUUUCUUUUAAAUUUUUGACUUUACUCUGUUGUAAAAAUAUGAUGCCAGAAACUUAACAUUGGAUGAGAAAUUAUGAGAUUCUAAUGUCAAAAUUUGAGUCUUUUUUAAAUUUUGAGUUUUACUGUAAAUUUAUGACUUUUUAAAUUCUGAAAAUCUGAGUUUGUUUUCUUGUGAAUAUACAACUCUAUAAUCUCAAAUACUUCUGAUUUCCUCCCCCUAAAACAGUUCCUUUUUUGCAAAAAUUAACAGAUCCUCCUUACUUUUUAAUAUUCUUGGGUGGCACUGGCCCUAGCACAUCGUCAUUAUGUCUCAAAUCAGAGUUUUUUUUUUUAUAAAUACAAGCACAUUGAAUUUUAGCACCAUCAGAGCAGACAGCGUCCUGCUCCCCCCUGAGAUCUUUGGUGUCCCCCUAGGGCUACCCAGACCCCAUGUUGGUAACCACUGCCUAGGCAAUUACCUAUACUUGAUGGUACAUUUGUAUAUAUUUGAUUUAAACUGAAAUUUUCAAACUUCCCAAUACUGGUAUUUAAAUUUACAGUUACCAGUAAUAUUGUGCAUCCGGAGUAGUCCAACUAUUUGCACCCACAACACAAUACAAAAACACACCAUCAUUGUCUGCAGCAGGGAUGGCUUUCUAAAAAUAGCAUUUGCAUAAUUUCAAUGCUAUUUUUUCCAAUUAAAGGAAGAAUUUAAGAGCAAUUUAGAAAAACAACAUACUGACUUUUUUGUCAAGGGAAGACGUAAUGCAAGUGUCUACAUAGAAAAUAUAAAGCUAGACUGGGCUUAUGCUGAACAAUACGUUCUUUAGUUUCUAGCCUGGCUCACUCAAAAGAACACAAUGUGUGCCAAAAAAAGACAAGUUGUGGUUUUAAGGGAGAUUUUUUUUAAACCAUUUCUUCAAAGAAAUUGCUGGACCAGCAGCUCUGCCUACAUGGACAGAAAACUCCACCUUCUCUUUCUGAAACACAUUUAUGAUUACAAAAAUUAGAAUAAACAUGCUGAGGUACUGCUAUGCACACCUUUAGAAGCAACUAGGCUCUGUGGUUCAGCCCACUUUUAAACUUUAUUCUACAUCAUAGCUUCAUACUCUUUCCAAGUGUUAGUCUUUUUUUCUUUAUAACUCUCCCAACUUUUUCAAAUUUUUUGUAUGCAAAAGUUUAACUCUGACAUAAAAAAGAAAAAUUACAUACGUGUGAAAUAAAAG